UACCUCAUAAAUUACAAAAAAAAAAAGAAGAGAAAAGUUCAGCAAUCAAAAACCUACUAAAAAGAAAAAAAAAAAGAUAUAUUCUUGAAGCUUUGCAUCAAUGGAGGAACAAAAAGCGCCUCACGUUGCGAUCAUUCCAAGUCCGGGAAUGGGUCACCUCAUCCCACUCGUCCAGUUCGCUAAACGACUCGUCCACCGCCACGGCUUCACCGUAACAUUUCUCGUCGUCGGCGAAGGUCCACCGUCAAAAGCUCAAAGAACUGUCCUCGAAUCUCUCCCUUCUUCAAUCUCCUCCGUCUUUCUCCCUCCCGCCGAUCUCACCGAUCUCCCUCAAACGACUCGCAUCGAAACUCGGAUUUCGCUCACCGUGAGUCGUUCGAACCCGGAGCUCCGACGAGUCUUCGACUCGUUCGCGGCGGAAGGUCGUUUGCCGACGGCCCUCUUCGUUGAUCUAUUCGGUACGGACGCUUUCGACGUCGCCGUCGAGUUCCACGUGUCGCCGUAUAUUUUCUACCCAUCAACGGCCAACGUCUUGUCGUUUUUUCUCCACUUGCCUAAACUUGACGAAACGGUGUCGUGUGAGUUCACGGAAUUAACCGAACCGGUUAUGAUCCCUGGAUGUGUACCCGUUUCCGGGAAAGAUUUGCUUGACCCGGCCCAAGACCGGAAAAACGACGCAUACAAAUGGCUUCUUCACAACACCAAGAGGUACAAAGAAGCAGAAGGGAUUCUUGUGAAUAGCUUCCUCGAGCUAGAGCCAAAUGCUUUAAAGGCCUUGCAAGAACCGGGUCUUGAUAAACCACCUGUUUAUCCGGUUGGACCGUUGGUGAACAUUGGCAAGCAAGAGAGUAACGGGGUGGAAGAGUCCGAAUGUUUAAAAUGGUUGGAUAACCAACCGAUCGGUUCGGUUUUGUAUGUGUCAUUCGGUAGUGGCGGUACACUCACAUGUGAGCAGUUCAAUGAGCUUGCUCUUGGUCUUGCGGACAGCGAGCAACGGUUUCUUUGGGUCAUACGAACUCCAAGUGGGAUCGCUAAUGCUUCGUAUUUCGAUUCGCAUAGCCAAAACGAUCCAUUAACCUUUCUACCACCCGGGUUCUUAGAGCAUACCAAAGGUAGAGGUUUUGUGAUCCCUUCAUGGGCUCCACAAGCUCAAAUCCUAGCACAUCCAUCCACUGGAGGGUUCUUGACUCAUUGUGGAUGGAAUUCCACUCUAGAAAGUAUCGUAAGUGGUGUUCCACUCAUAGCAUGGCCAUUGUACGCUGAGCAGAAGAUGAAUGCGGUUUUGUUGACUGAAGAUAUCCAUGUGGCGCUUAAGGUUCGUGCAAGGGAAGAUGGGAUAGUGGGAAAAGAAGAGGUUGCUAGAGUGGUGAAAGGAUUGAUGGAAGGUGAAGAAGGUAAAGGUGUGAGGAAUAAGAUGAAAGAAAUGAAGGAAGGAGCUAGUAGGGCGUUGAAGGAUGAUGGGUCUUCUACAAAAGCACUUAAUCUUGUGGUUUUGAAGUGGAAAGCCCACCAAAAAGAGUUAGAGCAAAAUGAUUCUUAGAGCUGACUGAAGGCAGAUGCUUUAUGAUCCUUUCUCAAACUCCAUAAACCAAAGUUUUAGCACCAUCCACAUGAUGGUUUAAAUUUGUGAUAUCUUUAUAUAGAUUCCAUUGCAACUCUAAAAGGUAUAUUAAAUGGUGUUUCACUCAUAUGACCAAAAUUUGUUGUGCAAGCGGUUUUGUUAGUCGAAGUUAUAUGGUUUGUGCGUAGGAUGGGAGGAGAGGAGAAGAGAAGAGAAGAGAUACUUAAAGUGGCUAAGGUACUAAUUAAUGGAAAG
Messenger RNA from Eutrema salsugineum, 1816 nucleotides. RefSeq names its product UDP-glycosyltransferase 72B1. The record is from RefSeq and is a predicted model, not a curated record. Bases 101 to 1540 code for a protein of 479 amino acids. The transcript has 2 exons. Lineage: Eukaryota; Viridiplantae; Streptophyta; Magnoliopsida; Brassicales; Brassicaceae. Gene Ontology annotation, molecular function: UDP-glycosyltransferase activity.